This is a messenger RNA of Cavia porcellus (domestic guinea pig), 5075 nucleotides long. RefSeq names its product gamma-interferon-inducible protein 16. Lineage: Eukaryota; Metazoa; Chordata; Mammalia; Rodentia; Caviidae. Gene Ontology annotation, molecular function: double-stranded DNA binding. The transcript has 19 exons. The coding region runs from base 281 to 4441 and encodes 1386 amino acids. Gene Ontology annotation, biological process: activation of innate immune response; cellular response to interferon-beta. The record is from RefSeq and is a predicted model, not a curated record. Gene Ontology annotation, cellular component: cytosol; nucleoplasm; nucleolus.
CUGCUUCCCUUUUCUCCUGUGCGGAGAACUGUGAGACAUACAGCACUGCUCAAGUUUAAGUGACUCUAUCCUGUGUUCUUUUAUUUUGUUAUCUUUGGAAAUAUUCCAUUUUCUUAGCAUUUCAGGUUACUAGAGCAUUCUACUUUUUGCUAUCUGUGAGUUUUACUGUUUCAUCUUUCUCCUCAAGCAACAUUAGCAUUGCUUCCUACUCUGCUGAAGAUCUCAAGAACUGGGAUACUAUCAGAGCAAUUUCCAAAGAGGGUCACUCUUACCUUGAAAAAUGGUGAAUAAAUACAAACAAAUUGUUCUGCUGAAAGGACUAGAGCCUAUCAGUGAUUAUCAUUUUUCCAUACUUAAGUCCUUACUGGCUUCUGAAUUAAAACUGACACAAAAAAUGAAAGAGAAAUACAACAAAAUCCAAAUUGCUGACCUGAUGGAAGUGGUGUUCAAGAAUGAUGCUGGAGUGCGCAAACUCAUAGACUUGCUUAAAGAAAUACCAGAACUUCAAAAAAUUACUGAAGAUCUUAAAAAAGAAAUAGCAAGAGUGAGGAGAAGUGAGUCCACUUUACCAAAGGGGAAAACUGCAGUGAAAGCUAAGAAGCAAAAAGAGGCAGCUCCCACUACACAGACAUCAACACCAAGCAACACGGUGGAAGAGACUCAUAACACUCAGAAACGAAAAAACACAAACAAAGAAAAUCCUGCUAGGAAAAAGAACAAGGUCUGUGAGGAGCAGGCUCAACCUGCCCACCCAGUGGAAGCUGACACAUCCACCGCUGCAGGCCUCUGUUUACCUCCUGUGGUUCCAUCAUCCACCCUGUUUGGAGCUUCCGUCCCUGAGGAAACACCGGCCCAGUCACAAGCAGGUGACAAAAGAAAUGUUCUCCGCAAAGGUCCCCUGAUAGUGAUGGUGCUGAAGACAUCAGAUGCAUUUGAGUAUGAGUCCUCAGAAGGGAAGAACAAAAUGUUUCAUGCUCUCGUGGUCACUGAGACAGGCUUUUUCCAAGUGAAAGUUUUAGACAUCAAUCUGAAAAAUCAGUUUACAAAUAAUAAGGUCAUUGCUAUUUCUAAUUACUUUGAAUGUCUUGGAGUCCUGGAGAUAAAGGAAGCAUCAUCUGUGUCUGAAGCUGUUACUCAAAUGCUUCAGGUCCCAAGCAGAGUUAUAAAACGAGCAAAUGAAACACCAAAGAUUGAUGAUAUACGCAGGGGAGGAUCAGGAACAAGCGUGUAUGGGUUGUUCACAUUAAAAAAGAAAACAGUGAAUAAGAAGAACACAAUCUAUGAGAUAGAGGAUAACACAGGACAGAUCAGUGUGAUAGGCAGUGGGAAGUGGCAUGAUUUAAAAUGUGAGGAGGGAGAUAAACUUCGACUUUACUGCUUUCAACUGAGGAGAAUUGACAAGCAACCGAAGCUGGUGUGCGGCAAUCACAGCUACAUCAAGGUCAUCAAAAGCACAAGAAGCAAGAAGAAACCAGUCAAUGUUGACUUAAACCUGGAAGUUAAAAAGCAAAGCCUGAAGUAUGAACCCGCUGAAGAAAAUGGUUACCAAUCAGGUCCCAAAGAAGUGAUGGUGUUGCAAGUGACAGAACCAUUUAUCUAUAUGAUAACAGAAAGUGAGCAUAGGAUGAUUCACGCUACAGUGGCUACUGAAAACGCAUUUUUCCGAGUGAAGGUUUUUGACAUGAAACUUAAGGACAAGUUCAUCCCCAAAAAUAUCAUUGCCAUAUCCAAUUAUGUUGGUCGAAAUGGUUUCCUGGAGAUAAACAAAUUCUCAAGUGUGUCUAAUGUGAGUGCUAAUCGAAAGAUGAACAUCAUCCCUGCUCUGAUUCAGCAAGCCAAAGCAACUCCUAAAAUCAGCCAGCUUGGCUCACAAAGUGAAGGAAAAUAUGUGAAUGGGAUAUUUCUGGUGUGUAAGAAACAGGUGAGAUCAGAAUGUGUUUAUUAUGACAUACAAGAUAAUACAGGAACAAUGAAGGUAGUGAUCUAUGGACGCCUGACCCUUAUUCCGUGUGAAGAAGGUGAUAAACUUAAUCUCACUUGCUUUCAAGUGGCCUCAACUAUGGAUGGCUGUGAGCUGAGAUCUGUACUGCAUAGCCACCUCAAGGUCAAUGCAGGUUCCUCUCACCCACUGCAGGUCAGUGUAAGGCUCCUCGCCAGUUCUGCUCCCAAUUCAGUUCGCCAAUUCCCAUUCUCAGAGCGUUUGCGUCACCGUCAGAAAUGCUUUGCUGGCUUAACAUUUCAGAAGAUUACAACAUCUUGCUGCACAGUUUCCCAGACUUCUACUGAUUUACCUUCCUCCACAAGCAUAACAACCACUGCUUCCUGCAUUGCUAAAAUCUCAAGAUCUGGAUUCCUGUUGAAGAGAUUUCCAAGAAGUUCACCUGUCAUUUGCAAGAUGAAAAGUACGUUAAAAGAAAUUGUUCUUCUUCAAGGCUUACAUCCUAUCAGUGACUAUCAUUUUCGAAUGAUAAAGUCCUUACUGGCCAGUGAGUUAAAACUGACAGGAAGCCAGUAUGAAGAAUAUGACAAAAUUAAAGUUGCUGACAUGAUGGCAGAAAAGUUUCCAAGCGAUGCAGGACUUGGAAAACUGAUUUCAUUCUUCAGUAAGAUACCAGAGCUAGAAAACACUGCUAAACUUCUCAAAAAAGAGAAGGCAAAAGUAUUAGAUAAAAAGAAAAAAAAUGUACAAGAAAAAACUACAAAGAAAAGAAGCAAGCAGGAUACAUUCGGUACUGAUCAACGUACACUCACCCCAGAUGAAGAUUACAAAAAAGAAUCAGUUUUGGAUGUGCCUUUGUCAAAGAUGAAGGAUACAUCUAGAAUGAAUGAGCAAGAGAUUGAUUGCUCAACACCGCAGAAGAAAAAAAAGAAACAGGAAAAUUCAACCAAGGAAAAGGAUAAAUUGGGAAGAAACACAGUGGAUCUGAAAAUUGGUGUGUUUCCAGAAACUUCUACUAUCGACACAGGUCUGCAGAGACCUCACAUUUCUCCACUCAGCUCUUCCAUCAGCACCUCAGCCAAGGAAGAGAAAAACACAAUCACCAAAAGAGAUAACUCCACUGAGACAUUAGAGAUUAAAGGAUCAACAAACAUCAUACCUCAUCCUGGGAGCUGUCUCCAGAACCCUUCAAAGUCUUCAGUCACAUCACUCAGCAGUCUGCAUAUUUCUCAGAUGCAGCCAACUCCAUGCAACAGUCAGCAGUCUCCUCAGAUGCUUACAACCACACUAUUCACCACUGAGAAGUCUCCACACACUUCAUCCAAAGGUGUCCAGGCAUCUCAGUUACAUCCAAAAAUACCGUCUUGCAGUCUUCAGACUCCUGAGAUGAUUGCAACACCCUGCAGCGGUGUCCAGACUUCUCAGAAGCCUCCAGUAGCAUCCAGCAGUCUACAGACUCCUCAGAAGCCUCCGACUAUACCAUCCAGCAGCCUGCAAACACCUGUGAGGCCUCCACAAACACCAUCCAGCAGUCUCCAGAUUUCGCAAAUGCCUCCAGUAGGAUCCAGCAGUCUACAAACUCCUCAGAAGCCUCCAACAGCACCAUCCAGUAGCCUGCAAACACCUGUGAGGCCUCCACAAACACCAAGCAGUAGUCUCUAUAAUUUGCAAAUGCCUCCAGUAGCAUCCAGCAGUCUACAAACUCCUCAGAAGCCUCUGACAAUACCAUCUAGCAGCCUGCAAACCCCCUUGAAGCCAACAAAAGCACCAUCCAGCAGUCUCCAGACUCCUCAGAGUCUUCUAGCAACAUCCAGCAGUCUCCAGACUCCACAGAUGACUCCAGCCACAACAUCCAAAAGUUUCUUAAACAUGAUGUCAAGCCCAAAGUAUGAACCUGCUGAAGAAAAUGGUUACCAAGCGGGUCCUAAAGAAGUGAUGGUGUUGAAAGUGACAGAACCAUUUACCUAUAUGGUAACAGAAAGUGAACAUAGGAUGAUUCACGCCACAGUGGCUACUGAAAACGCAUUCUUCCGAGUGAAGGUUUUUGACAUGAAAUUUAAGGACAAGUUCAUCCCCAAAAAUAUCAUUGCCAUAUCCAAUUAUAUUGGUCGAGAUGGGUUCCUGGAGGUACACCAGGCCUCAAGUGUGUCUAACGUGAGUGCUGAUCGAACAAUGAACAUCUCUCCUACUCUGAUUAAGCAUGCCAAAGCAACUCCUAAAAUCAACCAGAUUGGCCCACAAAGUGAAGGAAAAUAUGUAAAUGGGAUAUUUCAAGUGUGUAAGAAAACAGUGAAGUCAAAAUGCAUUUUUUAUGAAAUACAAGAUAAUACAGGAAAGAUGGAAGUAGUGGUAAAUGGACAACUGGCCAAUAUCCACUGUGAAGAAGGAGAUAAACUUAACCUCAGUUGCUUUAAAGUGGUCUUAAGUGAAGACAGCUAUAAGCUGACAUCUAUACUUUAUAGUCACCUCAAGGUCAUCAAAACCUGGAAAAACAAGAUGUAACUGCUCAAUUCUGAUUCAAAUGUGGAAACCUUACUGGAGACCUAAAAACCUGGAUGCCACCAGUAGUGAUGCUGACAGAGAUAAAAUCCAAGUUUAGGAAGAAGAUAUAGAAGAUCAAAGUUUAAGAAAAAAUACCUAAAACUCAGCUCUUAGCUGGUCAAGGUAGUUCAUACCUAAAAUACUAGCACCAGAAGAUGAAACAGAAGGAUCAAAAUUUUAAGCCCAGUGCUGGGGAUUUAGCUCAACAGCAUAAGCACCUGCCUUGCAAGCAUGGGGUCAUGAGUUUGAUCCCCAGAGCCAAAAAAAAAAAAAAAAUAGAUUAAGCCCAGUGUGAAUAAUUUAGAGACUUUGCAAUAUCCUAUCUCAAAAAAAAUUUUUGAAGGGUCACUGCAAUAUCCUGGUUUUGAUCACCACCACCAAAACGAAUAAACAAAAAAAGCAAACACCCAAAAUAUGAUUAAAAACAAAAGAACAAAACAAAACAAAAUGAAAAACAAAAAACAUAAAAGAGCUGUAAAAUAGAUAUUUUGAGAUUUUUUACAAUAUUCAUUUUGCAUCUUUUGCAUUUUCUACAUUCCAUAUUUUUACUCUAUAGCUUUUACAAUCUUAAAAUAAUAAACAUCUAUUUCUAAAA